UGCCACCACAAUUAGAUGACAUUUCUUUUCAGCAGUCAACAAAAAUAAAACAUACAAUUUCUUUGCAGAGUGGUAAUAUACUGUCCAGUGUGGCUGUACACACCCUAACUCCUGUACAUGGCAGGUCUCUGUGUUCUGAAGAUCCUGCUGCUCUGGGCCGGGGUCAUCGGUUGGACCAAGUCUCCACCACCUCCACAAUCCCCACCUCAGUGUAAAAAUGACAUUGAAGAUGAAGCCAACUGCAUCUCUGGACAUGUUUGUUACCGAUCUAAUUGGGACAUCAGCUCUUUACAGUCAACACCAGCUCCAGCUGAGCAAUGUGGCAGUAAAGUUUUCUGUUUCAAACCUGGUAUCACUGACAUUUGCUCAGAUUUUACUACGACCCUCACAUCAGAAAACUGUGGGAACUCUUCCUUUAGCCUCACGAAACACAUCCCUGUUGGUUUCUUGAAUACAACUGAAAUAAGUCAGAAUGUUUCCAAACAAUUUCCUGUAAAAAUAGAAGCAACGUUGCCUCCAAACUGUAAAAACCUUGCCAUUGAUUACACCUGUUGGGAACAUGAUGGAGUCAACGAGCCUAAGAACCUGUCUGAGCUGGAGCCUUUCACAAACUACAGCUGUACUGGUCAGAUCAAGGACAACAAUGUCCCCAUAGGAAACACAGCUGCUGUUGACUUCAGGAUUGACUGUGAUUUUACAAUAAAAAUCACAACGGAACGUGUUACUGAUACAUCCACUGGGUUGAGAUGGAACACAACCAGUCGCAACUGUCAACAGGUCCUUCAUGAUCUUCAGAAAUUUUCCUAUGACUGCAGUUGUGGUCCUAGUCCCUCUGAUCAGAAACACCGAGUUACAGCUAACAAGCAACCAUCAGGAGGAACAUGCCAUAUUACUGGACUGCAGCCAUACACCAGUUACACCUGUGAAGUGCAACCCAGCUAUGACAACAACAGAGUUGCCCAACCAACUAGAGUUAAACAGACAACUGAGAUUGGAACACCAGAAGAUAUUAUGAAACUGACGAUGCAGGGCCCAGUGAAUAAUGUAAUUUCAGUACAAUGUGUUCAUUCAAAACGCUUUAAUGGACCUGAGGAGACAUACAUAGCACGUCUUCAUUAUGGCAGUGACACUCUGCAGGAGAGUAAUACAAAGUGCGAGUUUGAAUUCAGAGAUCUGAGGUACGCUACGAGCUACACAGUUCAGGUGACUGCCUUUAAUGGAUAAUUUGAGAGCAACCCCAAGACAGAAUAUGCUGCCACUUCCAUGACGUGGAUGGAGAUGUGAUGCUUGAAUCAACCGCUAUGUUCGUUAAUGUACCUCAGUCUGCUUGGCGUCAUAAGAAGCAUGCUAAUGAGGAACGGCCUGAUGGAGUUGCAUAACAAGUCAUCAUUUACUGGUACUGAGUUGUUCUGUACUGUAUAUAGACCUGUUUACACUGGCACCAAGUGUGUUUAGAAGAUGCCUUACCUGAUAGACCUAACAGUUCAAUUCAACAAUUUAAGACUUUUAAAGACCUUUUUAGUAUCACAUUAAAUCCAAUUUAACACUUGAUUUAUGUAAAUACUGAGUAUGAAAGUACGAUGAAACACCCGAGGGAUGCUGUGGCUUAGAAUUACUUUUUUAAUUCCCGGUGGUAUAUAUAAUAUACAAUGAUUACUGGUUACCGGAUAAGCAGCAUUAAAAUUGAUGGACAGACCAAUUAAAAAUUAAAUGUUAUUCAAUACAUGUUCAUUAUAAGACAAUGAGCUCUUAGCUACUGAGGCUAGUACAGAAUUCAGCCAUCCCACAUGUAGUUUAUAGGUCAUCGCUGCCAGCAGCAGGCAACAAAACAUACAUGCUUUUUGAAGACCUACGAACACUUUAUGAGACAAAUUUGGUACCAACAAUUUAAGCAAUGAUAGAUCCUGGCCAAACUCCAGUUACGUUUUUAUGAAAUCCUUCUCUUCAAAUAUGCUCAAGUUAAAAGUGAAACAAGAACUUGGGGCUGUGGCUAUUCAGCUGUAAGCAGUUUAAUGUUAGACGGGUAGAAUAUAUGAGAACAUGAAUAUUAAAAUGAUGCUUAAAAAUUCACUUGUGUAGCAUACUCUGUAAUUUAUUGUUCAACUCUCAGAUGCGUGUGCCACCUGCAGGCCAUUAAUGUUACAGUUUUCAGGUGUGUGUUUUUGUGGUGGUUUGUCUUUCUCUCUUUUUUAAUUUUUAACUCCACUUCGUUAUUUAUGUGUUUCUGAGGUGUUUACAUUUUAUAUUUGUAUGGCAAAUUAUUACCAAUCAUGACAAAAUUAACAAAAUUAAUAAAAAAUGUAACAUUUUCAGCAUCAACUACUGUACCAAUAAACAACACAAACAAAAUCAGUUCAACUUGAUCAAAAAGUCACUGAAGAAUGUAAAUAACAGAAGCCAGUUGUUUAUCAUGGUGUGCUACAGAAAAGUUGAAUUUAUGUGGAAAUACUUACCAUUAAGGUGGUAUAAUUUACCUUUAGCUCAUCAAAGUGAAACAUCCCAACACGUGUGGUAAACUCAAACGGUAACGUCAAACUUGUCCCCCUUUACCGGUGAUGGUUUGGUCCUUCCUUACAAAGGACCAAUGUGGUUCUAAACCGCCAUUAACAGCUAUUAAGAGCUCCAAGCACUCAUUCUAAUGAAAUGAAAUGAAAGCUUUAUUGUAUUUUGUUAGCAUACAAGGCAUGUGUGAUGAUGAUCGUUGAUUUGACAUGAAAUGUUCAGAAAACAACCAAACCAUCAGAAAAAUAAAUAUUAAUUGCAAGUAUUUACUAUCUGGGAAAUACCUGGACUCUUCAAUACCAGCUUCACAGAGUGUGUGGAACAGUAAGAUGAGCCAAGGUAAAAGGCUGGGACAUAGUAGAGCGCUGUCAUAAGUUACACAAAGACAAAAAACACUCCCAAUCAAGACAGCUGUAAUUCUUAAAGUGACUUAGCACUGUGUGUAUUAAACACCUGCUCCUAGUGACAAUAAAAUAACCUUAUUUCCUUAUAACUGACUACGGUGCUUUGGUAUUGUGAAAGGGCAUCAAUGUAAACAUGUCCAGCCAAUACAAACGCAUUAGGUGCUUCAGUUAAAUAUGUAUGUAAAAUACAUUUUUAAAGUUUCUCCUAAACUACUGGAGAACCCAUGUUUGAUGAUAAAUAUUACCAAUCUCUUCAGGGAAUUCUGUAUAGCAACUAAAAUAUAUAGAAAGUGCCUUAAAGCAACUG
Molecule: messenger RNA, 3213 nt
Organism: Toxotes jaculatrix (banded archerfish)
Lineage: Eukaryota; Metazoa; Chordata; Actinopteri; Toxotidae
Product: receptor-type tyrosine-protein phosphatase C-like
Exons: 12
Coding region: 118-1224 (368 amino acids)
Molecular function (GO): protein binding
Source: RefSeq, a predicted model, not a curated record